AUGGAAGAAGAAGAAAUUGUUCCACCAGAAGAAGAGAAAAUCCCACCAAUUCUAACUCUUCCGCUUGAAGUACACACGAAAAUUUUCGAGAAUUUGGAGCAAAUUGAUACGUGAGUUUAUUUUUUUUUUUUUUUUUCAAAUUUCCCUCCUCAAAACCUUCCCAUUCAUUUCCAGGUUGAAUUUCCGAGAAUGUUCCAAAACAUGCCGUGAUAUUUGGAAGGGCACAAAAUGUUUCUACGAGUCUAUGAGUUGGGAUCAAAAUCGGAAACACAUCAAACUUUCCUUGAAUGAUUCGUAUCCAUUUUCGGGAUAUUCGAAUUUUAUAAAAUUCAGUAAUCGGUAUUGUGAAAGUAUUAAAACGUGAGUUGCAUUUUUUAAAAGAAAUAAAAAAAAAGAAAAAAAUGUUCGCCGGCAGGCGGGGUCGAACCUGGGUCUUGCGGACGAAAAUCCAACGCGUUACCACUCGGCCACGCGCUUGUUUUUCUUCCCACUCAAAAUUUUCGUAUAAAAAUAGCGCCCUUCAAAAAACAAAUUACAGAGGACAAACUGAUGCUGAAACUGUAUUCCGAACACUUCCUGGAUUAAAAGUGUAUUUUGAAAAAGCGCGAAAUUUGUUCGUGAAAAAAUUGGUGAUAAAUCAAACUAGAAUCAAAAGUCUGACAAUCAAUGGAUUAUGCCCAAUAAAUCUUCAAAGAAUCAAAUGUUUUUCAAAACUUCAAUAUUUGACAAUGUCUCAUCAAGAUGUUAUUCGAGAAGUUUUACCAAAAACCGGAAACAUGUUGAAAUAUCUGAAAAUCGAGAUAAAGGAAAAAGACUCACAAUUGUCAGAGGAUUAUUCAGCACUUCCAGAGUUUCCAGAAAUCAACAGAGUUCUCGAAUUAUAUGCAAUCGAUUUUGAAUUGACAGCCGCGCAGAUAAUGAAUCUAACAGCGACGAGAUUCGAGAUUUCAGCUAAAAAAUUGGCGCCUCAAGAUGUUUAUAAUUUUAUUCGAACUUGGCAAACUGGAGAGAGGGUUUUAGAAAAAUGUGUAUGGGAUUUGACAGCGUCUGGUUUCAAUUCUCGCAUAUUAUUUCACCUUUAUGGCUUUGAAGUGCGCGAUUAUCUUGAUCGUUCGUAAGUAUUACCGCUGUCGUCAACGCGGAGCCUCGUUGUUUUAUUUUUAUUUUAAAAAAAGAAAACAACGAGACUCCGCGAUGACGCAGCGCAUUUGUGCUCUGAAAUCUUUCACCAGCUAAAUCUAAAUUUUCAAACAGAGAUCAAAUUUGCAUCCGAGGAAAUGGCGUGAAAUCGGGAAGACUUUCACGGCGAAUUGCAAAAUACGGUUACGAUACUUUGCUAAUUUUGGAAUUUGAAGUUCUGGAUGUCAAAGAUUUGGCGGAUGAAAAUGGAAUUCUAAUCGAGUAUCAAUAA
Messenger RNA from Caenorhabditis angaria, 1411 nucleotides. The record is from the annotation of a GenBank genome assembly. Lineage: Eukaryota; Metazoa; Nematoda; Chromadorea; Rhabditida; Rhabditidae.